Molecule: messenger RNA, 4435 nt
Organism: Perca flavescens (yellow perch)
Lineage: Eukaryota; Metazoa; Chordata; Actinopteri; Perciformes; Percidae
Gene: gdi1
Product: GDP dissociation inhibitor 1
Exons: 11
Coding region: 255-1598 (447 amino acids)
Biological process (GO): small GTPase-mediated signal transduction; protein transport; vesicle-mediated transport
Cellular component (GO): cytoplasm
Molecular function (GO): Rab GDP-dissociation inhibitor activity
Source: RefSeq, a predicted model, not a curated record
UGCUCCACGAUCAGGGCCAUCUUUGGUCGUCCUCGCCGGUGACAGUGUGGACAGUUUAUUCCAGUGGUCAUUUAUGCCUCGUGAUUCAUUAACAAAAGUUCAUUUUGAACGAGCCGUCUAAAAGCACUCGGGCAGAGAAAUAAGGGAGCCGAAUCCCCGUUUUUGUGUGUGGAUUCACUGGUAAUUCCUUCAUCCAAUACCCUUCAUUUCUCAAGGCAAGAAGAAGGGCGAGACGGGAGAGGCGGUGAUACAACAUGGAUGAGGAAUAUGAUGUGAUCGUUUUGGGCACCGGACUCACAGAAUGCAUUCUGUCCGGGAUCAUGUCUGUGAACGGGAAAAAGGUUCUGCACAUGGACAGGAACCCCUACUACGGCGGCGAGAGCUCCUCCAUCACCCCUCUGGAGGAGCUGUACAAGCGCUUCAGUCUUCCAGACAGCCCGCCCGAGUCCAUGGGCAGAGGGAGGGACUGGAACGUUGACCUCAUCCCCAAGUUUCUCAUGGCCAACGGUCAGCUGGUGAAGAUGCUGCUAUACACAGAAGUGACACGGUACCUGGACUUUAAAGUAGUGGAGGGAAGCUUUGUGUACAAGGGAGGAAAGAUCUACAAGGUGCCAUCGACCGAGACGGAGGCACUAGCUUCAAAUCUGAUGGGAAUGUUUGAGAAGCGAAGGUUUCGGAAGUUCUUAGUCUUCGUGGCCAACUUUGAUGAGAAUGACCCCAAAACAUUUGAGGGCGUGGACCCCAAAACCACAACGAUGAGGGACGUUUACAAGAAGUUUGACCUGGGCCAGGAUGUCAUCGACUUCACCGGCCACGCCCUGGCCCUCUACAGGACGGACGACUAUCUUGACGUUCCCUGUUUGGAGACGAUCAAUCGUAUCAAGCUGUACAGUGAAUCGCUGGCGCGGUAUGGGAAGAGCCCCUACCUCUACCCCCUGUACGGUCUGGGAGAGCUGCCGCAGGGAUUUGCCAGAUUGAGUGCAAUCUACGGAGGGACCUACAUGCUGAACAAACCAGUGGAUGAGAUAGUGAUGGAAGGCGGCCAUGUUAUUGGAGUGAAGUCUGAGGGCGAGGUGGCCCGUUGUAAGCAGCUAAUCUGCGACCCCAGCUACAUCCCGGACCGCGUCCGGAAGGCUGGCCAGGUGAUCCGCGUGAUCUGUGUGCUCAGCCACCCCAUCAAAAACACCAACGACGCCAACUCCUGCCAGAUCAUCAUUCCUCAGAAUCAGGUUAACCGCAACUCAGACAUCUACGUGUGCAUGAUCUCCUAUGCUCACAAUGUGGCUGCCCAGGGGAAGUACAUAGCCAUCGUCAGCACCACAGUGGAAACGAGCGAGCCCGAGGCGGAGAUAGAGCCGGCCCUGGAGCUGCUGGAGCCCAUCGACCAAAAGUUUGUGGCUAUCAGUGACCUUUAUGAGCCCACAGAUGAUGGUACUGAUAGCCAGGUCUUCGCCUCGAGGUCCUACGACGCCACCACUCACUUCGAGACCACCUGCAACGACAUCAAGGACAUCUACAAACGCAUGACCGGGAGCGACUUUGACUUUGAGAACAUGAAGCGCAAACAGAACGAUGUGUUUGGGGAGGAUGAGCAGUGAGCGGUAGAAGGGCUUCAGAGAGAAGGGGCGGGGCCGGGAGAGGAGGCGGGGGCGAAAGGGAGCAAACGAGGCGGCAGAGCCUGCAGGUAGAGGGCCCGGGGGCUGCCUGAGCAGUCCUUUAAAACAGACGGGUGGUAGCGGGGCGGAUAGGGGGUGUCUCUGGGCUCUGCCUGCCCUCAGCCGUUUGCCUCCUUUUCCUUACGUCCCUCUCUCUCUCUUGACACUCGUUCAAACACAUAUAUGCUCACAAACACACACACACACACACACACACACACACACACAGUCCUUAUCUCCGUCACUGAAAAGCAGGGUUGAUAUGGUCUUUCAUUCCAUUGUAGACUUUACAGUAUAAUCAUGUCUUAACUAUGAUCAUUAGAGGUGAAGUUAUUCCUUGUUGUUGCCGAUUUUCAAAGCAUUUCAUUCUUUGUGUAACGUCUUUCUUCUCAUAUCAGAGGUUGGCUGGAUGGAUGGAAGAUUGAUGGCAUUGAGAGGUGUGAACUGCGAGCUCUGACAUGAGAGAUCUGUAAUGGCUUAGUGUAGAAUCCUCUGGAAGGGUCCCCUCCAGUUGCAUGCAUCUUUUACACACACACACAGUAGUAUUGUACAUAGACUCAAAAUGACACUGCGGUAUGAAGGCUGGACCAUUCCACGCAUCGCUCCUGUCAACCCUGCUUUCACUUUUCUCUUAACUUGGUCUUUUACCUGUGUUUCGUCAAAAGACGCCGCUCCUUUUGGCAAAAUCUGUUGGUCAGGCGAAAAAACAAAAAAAAUGUGAUGAGAAAUUACAUAUAAAUGGGCUGUUCUGUCAACUGAUAGUGCUCACUUUGCAAUGCUGUUGUGUUCCCUGUGCUAGCAGGCAAGUUAACCAGUGGCUAUUAACUGUAAACCACUCCCCCCUGCCCCCCUCCCCCCCAAAAAAAAAGUUCCUUUGUUUAUCUCUGUGUGAUGUCAAUUUUGAAUUUUAAUAGUUUACUUUCUAACAUUUUUAAGUUAUUGAAGAGUUUUAUUUCUAUAUAUUUGGUGCACAUUUCACUGGCUGAAGUUAUGACGUUUACAGCUCCGAGGUUGAAACUGUGGUAACAUAAAAAUUAAAAAAAAAGGGAAAGUCAGGAGCAAAAGAGGCACGGGGAGGAUUUUUCUAGUGUAAGGCGAGGCUUUCUAUGAAGUAUUCUGGAAGAAUUGGAAUGAGUGAUGAAAAACUAAUUGUACUUGUUGAGAUGCGAGGGAGUGUGGCAAGGAGGGACAGAAUGUAUGUGGGGAAUGUUUUGGAUUUUGGAAAGUUUCACUUUUGAGUGAAGAGGGUGAAGACUGAAAUUUUGGCUCAAAGUGAAAGCACCAGAUUGUGUCUCGGUUGUUUCAACCCUUGUGUAUGUCCUGUAGGUGAGUCAUUCCUAUGAAAAACAGUAGUUGUCAAACAAGCUGGAUACUUUAAAAGACUUUGUAGCAAAGGUAUGGAGCCACAGUUGCACGUGCCGCCCCAACAAGAACGAACCGAGAUGCUUUUAUUUGAUCGUGGCCUUAAUUUGGGGGUCUUAUUCAAAUGUUUGGGCCCUUUGCAAAAGUUGCUUUGUUUUAAUUAACGGUUAGUGGCAGGUCAGUCUAGUGCCAAAAAAACAGUGUUGCUGUUAUUGGCAAAAAUUCCAGACAUGUGAAAAGUGCAGUUUGGUACUGCUUGUUGCUCUGCAGAUCUGACUGAAUACUAUAGAAGGGAUGGGCUGUUAUCGUACACCUGACUGAAGGCUCAUAUAUCUCUGCAGUGCACACUCACUCACUCACUCACAGCCAGACUGAUCUGUGGCACGUUACACAUCCACAACAGAAAAAUACUUCGCACAUCUACUGUAGGAUGUGAGACAGGUGUGUCAGAGGGGGGACAAUUAGGUGUGGAGUUGCAAAGAAACUCCCCCACGCUGUCUUAACUUGAAUUCAAUAGCUGGCAAGGUUUCCGUACUAGACCUUCAUCAGGCAAAAAGGGAUGUUACACAACAGACAGACGCCCUGAUCGUUUUCUUUAAAAACACCGACAGAGUUCCAGCUCACUUCAUCCAGCUCGACAAAUCCCUUAGCAACUCUAUACAAACUUAUGGCGUGUUGACGUGUCUUAUUGUUAUGCUCUAUUUAUUUGAAUUUCACUUCCGUAUUGUGGAAAGAAUUUUUGUCAAAUGCUGAAUAUGCUAUGCUAUUAGAUUAUGUUCUGAUGAACAAAAAUGGAUUUUAAAAGUGAUGCACACCCAAAUUCUUUGUUUUUGUUUGUUUUUGUUGCCGUGUCAUGUCAUGCGUUACGUCCCCCUUAUUCAGUGAUCAUUCCAGUGUUGCAUCGCAAUUUAAUACGGUUUAUUAGCAUUCCUAAGAAAGGUUUUGCAACAGUCGGUCACGGAGCGAAAAUCAAAAUCUAUACAGCUGCGUGUCCACCAACGUUUUCACACCGCGCAUCGUUCGACACUGUGUGUGCUCUUCAUCCUGGAAACAUGUUAACUGAUAAAAACUGGAAUACUUUUUACUCUUUGAGCAUAUCUGAAGCCCUCCCUCCCUUGCCCUUCCUCAGCAUCAGAUACUGUCCCCUUUUUCUUUUUUAUUUAUUGAAAACAAAAGCCUCAUGUGUGGUUGUACUCUUUUAAUUUCCAUCCAGGCCUUUUUGGAAACCACUAUUGACAAUAUCCCUUGAAAUUGACAAAAGUUCAAAAUAGUGUCAGGCUGAGUAGUAGAAAACUUACUGUCCUUGUUUGAUCACUAGUACGUGAGCAAUGCCUAAUGUCUUGUGUAACAAAUAAAAUGAAUUAAACUAUGAAUGAAAUGAUAGAAAAAUAAAAAGCACAUGGCAAACCUGGAAAGAC